Gloeophyllum trabeum ATCC 11539 is the source of this 1236-nucleotide messenger RNA. RefSeq lists its product as uncharacterized. The coding region runs from base 1 to 1236 and encodes 411 amino acids. The transcript is spliced from 5 exons. NCBI's taxonomy places the organism in Eukaryota, Fungi, Basidiomycota, Agaricomycetes, Gloeophyllales, Gloeophyllaceae. The record is from RefSeq and is a predicted model, not a curated record.
AUGACUAGCCAACGGAAGUGCUCUCGACAAACCAAGGCCGUGGCCUCAUCCAGCAUGGUUUCUAAGGCAAAACAGUCAUCUGGCUCAUCAGCUGUCAUUGUCAAUACUGUUCUGAGCAAUAUGGGGAUCGGCACUGGGAAAUCCGCUGCUAGCAACUCCAAGACCGUACUCGCGGCUCAUGAAGAGAGCAAUGCGGGGCUACGACGGACUAGCGCCACGUUGCUCAAGCCAAAUCAUCCUGUUAAACGAAAGGAUCUGAGUGUUGAAGGAUUGGCGGCUAUGAACAUCUCUGGGGUAUACCUAGACCAGUCCUGGGAUUUCGCUAUGCUCGAUGAGCAACUGAGGAAGAUAUUCCCAUACCUUUUCGAACAUCUCGACACACUCCCCGCUUUGCACUCGUCAACCAAUGAGGAAUUGCUGCAAUGGGUUCUCUGUACCCAGUCGCGGUCUCGGCUGAGCCCUGCACCAUUUCCGUUUCCCGUUGGAACACAUGCAUACUGGAACAAGGGUUCCGCCAAGGCGUCAUGGGUGAUCCGGGAGAAGGCGCAAGCUGCGCAGAGUAAAGGGAAAAGGAAGGCACAUCUGUUCCCGCUCAGUCCUCCCUCUGUUAUCCCAUCCAAGCGGCCUCGGUCUGAGACUAUCGACAAGAGCAGUGAUGUUGAACUGGAUCCAGGGUCGGAUACGGCUGAAGAGAGAGACCAGAAGCGGCACAAAGGUGCCGAUUCAUGUUCAGACGGAGCGGAGUCCGAGUCAGCCAAGAGUGAAUCUGAGGAUCAAAACUCAUCUACUGCGAGUCGGGGUUCUGCAAGCCCACAUUCCAUUAGUCGUUCUCGAUGCAGGAACGUCAAAAGCAAACCGCGACCAAACUUCGACUUGAAGUUCUUUGACCUAGCUGCUGGCUCAGAUGACGAGGACUCGGAGGCUACAAGUCGACCUGCACCCAGGCCAGUGAAGCAGCAGUACGGCUCGAGAUCGGCGAAGAAGCAACGCUCGCGAGUCGCAACUCAGACCGUUACACGCCAGGCCACGCACGGAUCUGUACGAAAUCAGUUGUCAACGUCGCCGGUAUCUGGAAGGUCGUUUGAAGAGCCAGCGGUCGACAAAUCGGGAAGCUCUCACCAUUCCCCUACUUCGUGUCGGUUGCGGAGGCACGAUACGGUCGCGUCUGCCUCGUCUGAGGUCGAUCUCAACAUCGAGGACCCUUACGACCAACAGUGUAGCAUGAAAUACUUUUGA